AUGGAGAGUACAUUGAAGGAACAGAGAGGUGGGGAGUUGGUGCUGGACCUGAGCCCAAGAUCGACGGUCGGAGGAGGAGUGGAGGAUGUCUACGGUGAGGAUCGUGCCACUGAGGAUCAGCUCGUUACUCCCUGGACUAUUUCCGUUGCUAGUGGGUAUAAUUUGCUGAGAGAUCCACAUCACAACAAGGGGCUUGCAUUUACAGAGAACGAGAGAGAUGCUCAUUACUUGCGCGGUCUUUUGCCUCCAGCUAUUAUACCACAAGAUCUUCAGGAGAAAAAAUUAAUGCAUAGUCUCCGCCAGUAUGACGUUCCCCUGCACAAAUAUAUGGCUUUGAUGGAACUCGAGGAGAGAAACGAAAGGUUGUUCUACAAGCUUCUCAUUGAUAAUGUGGAGGAGCUUCUCCCAAUUGUCUACACUCCAACGGUUGGCGAGGCUUGCCAAAAAUACGGAAGCAUCUUUAGGCGGCCUCAGGGUUUAUAUAUAAGUUUGAAAGAGAAGGGAAAGAUUCUUGAGGUAUUGAAAAAUUGGCCUGAGAGGACAAUUCAAGUUAUUGUUGUGACUGAUGGUGAACGAAUUUUGGGGCUUGGUGAUCUUGGCUGCCAGGGGAUGGGAAUACCAGUUGGAAAAUUGGCGUUAUAUACCGCACUAGGAGGUGUUAGACCUUCUGCAUGUUUACCGAUUACCAUUGACGUGGGGACAAAUAAUGAGCAGCUACUUAAAGAUGAGUUUUACAUUGGGCUCAGACAAAAGCGGGCGACUGGGAAGGAAUAUUACGACUUCUUACAUGAAUUAAUGACUGCCGUGAAGCAAAACUAUGGUGAAAAAGUUCUUGUACAGUUUGAAGAUUUCGCCAAUCACAAUGCUUUUGAGCUGUUGGCCAAAUACGGCACUACUCACUUGGUGUUCAAUGAUGAUAUACAGGGGACGGCAUCUGUGGUGCUUGCCGGGCUAGUUGCAUCACUUAAGCUACUCGGGGGUACCUUGGCUGAUCACACAUUUUUGUUUCUUGGUGCUGGAGAAGCUGGUACUGGUAUAGCAGAGCUUAUAGCCCUUGAAAUGUCGAAGCAGACUAAAGCUCCUCUGGAAGAAGCCCGUAAAAGGAUUUGGCUGGUAGACUCAAAGGGUUUAAUAGUUAAAUCCCGCAAGGAAUCUCUUCAACAUUUUAAGAAGCCAUGGACUCAUGAACAUGAACCUUGCAACACUCUCUUAGACGCUGUCAAGGCUAUCAAGCCAACAGCUUUAAUUGGAACAUCUGGUGUUGGAAAACAAUUUACAAAGGAGGUGGUUGAGGCUAUGGCUUCUUUCAACAAGAAACCUCUUAUCAUGGCUCUUUCAAAUCCAACCUCUCAAUCUGAGUGCACUGCUGAAGAAGCGUAUGCGUGGACCGAGGGUCGUGCAAUUUUCGCUAGUGGAAGUCCAUUCGACCCGGUAGAAUACAAUGGCAAAACUUAUGUUCCUGGCCAGUCAAACAAUGCUUAUAUCUUUCCGGGGCUUGGCUUUGGUUUGGUCGUGUCUGGUGCUAUCCGCGUGCAUGAUGAUAUGCUGUUGGCAGCAUCUGAAGCUUUGGCUGGUCAAGUAACACAAGAACAUUAUGACAAGGGAAUGAUUUACCCACCACUUUCUAACAUAAGAAAGAUCUCAGCUCAUAUUGCUGCAAAGGUAGCUGCUAAAGCAUAUGAACUCGGUUUGGCAACAAGACUUCCUCAGCCUGCAGAUCUGGUCAAGCAUGCUGAAAGCUGCAUGUACACUCCAAAUUACAGAACCUACCGGUGA
Messenger RNA from Fraxinus pennsylvanica, 1776 nucleotides. NCBI's taxonomy places the organism in Eukaryota, Viridiplantae, Streptophyta, Magnoliopsida, Lamiales, Oleaceae. The record is from the annotation of a GenBank genome assembly.